Molecule: messenger RNA, 1162 nt
Organism: Erpetoichthys calabaricus (reedfish)
Lineage: Eukaryota; Metazoa; Chordata; Cladistia; Polypteriformes; Polypteridae
Gene: dpt
Product: dermatopontin
Exons: 4
Coding region: 140-715 (191 amino acids)
Biological process (GO): collagen fibril organization
Cellular component (GO): extracellular matrix
Molecular function (GO): extracellular matrix structural constituent
Source: RefSeq, a predicted model, not a curated record
ACGUCUUUCUAGUUAAUGACACAUUGCCUCUGGAUCUUGUUAUUUAACAUCUGUGAAACAAAUGUCCAAGACCCUUAUAACAGAGCCAGCAAAACCAGAGCAGCUAGACAGAUAUACACGCUGACACCAACUCUACAUCAUGGCUCUGGCUCUUUUGCUGUUUGUGAUACCCUUGUUGGCUGUGGUUUGCGGGCAGCCUAACUAUAUCCCAGAUGAGGAAUGGGUGAACAUGUUUAGGCAGGGGUUCAACUUCCAAUGUCCUCACGGUGAGGUCAUUAUGGCAAUCAGGAGUUACUUUGAUGAGAAUGAGGGCUCAGACCGCCUCUGGACCUUUGAAUGCCAGGCAACACCAGUCAAUAUGGGAGAGCCAACUGAAUGCUGGUGGGAUGAUAUCAAUCGAGCGGGGCAGGAAUGGUACCACUUGUGCUCCAAUAAUGGGCUGGUUGCAGGUGUUCAGAGCCAGUAUUUCAAUGCCGUCCUGGAUCGAGAAUGGCAGUUUUACUGCUGUAGGUACAGCCGACGAUGCCCCUAUUCAUGCUGGAUGACUAAUGAGGUCCCAGAGCACUACAAAGAAGAGGGAGACUUUGUCAUUACAAACUAUGGAUACUUCAUCAGGGGAGCAAGUACUACUUUCAGUGGCGUACAUAGAGAUCGCCAAUGGAAAUAUGUAGUAUGCCGAAUGACAGAAUUCGACUGCAGCUUUGAAAAUUUUUGAAAGCAAAAUGAUCCUCUACUCAAGUCAAACCAAGGACCUGUCACCCUUCUGACCAUAGAUUCAUUGCUUGAACUAUCUACUUGUGUGUGAAGACAACAUUGGUUCGCUUACUGGAUUUUAUGAAUUUUUUGUAAUUCAUGGCACAGCUUUUCAGUUUCAGGUGGAAAUUAUAUAUAUAAUGAAAUCUGGGUACAGGUACAUGGAGUUGGAGUAGAUGGCACAUUUAAAUUUAGAAGUCUCUUCUCUGAAAAUCUUUUUAAUAUCUGUGCAAUUCCCUUUCUUGGUUGUCAUUAUAUUUGAAAUGAUAACACUGUUAUUUUAAAAGGUUUCAGUAAUGUAUAUCAUAUUCAGUUAGUCCUUACAUUACAAUAUGUGUAUUGCUUGAUUUGCAGUUUAUAUCCCCAUGUCUAAACAACUGCUGAAUAAAGCUUUAUAAUGAAAACAACA